This is a messenger RNA of Venturia canescens, 1495 nucleotides long. RefSeq names its product alcohol dehydrogenase class-3 Fdh (gene Fdh). Lineage: Eukaryota; Metazoa; Arthropoda; Insecta; Hymenoptera; Ichneumonidae. The record is from RefSeq and is a predicted model, not a curated record. Gene Ontology annotation, cellular component: cytosol. Bases 253 to 1386 code for a protein of 377 amino acids. Gene Ontology annotation, molecular function: zinc ion binding; S-(hydroxymethyl)glutathione dehydrogenase [NAD(P)+] activity. Gene Ontology annotation, biological process: formaldehyde catabolic process. The transcript has 7 exons.
AACAGUGAUUAUCGUAUUAAUCAACAGUGCUUCGAAAUUUAUUUGUAUUGAAAUUUCUUCGAGAUUAGAAAAAUAUUGGAAGUCAAGCGGAAACCUCCACUGGCUGACUUGUAAGGUUAUCGGAAUAUAUUGUACUGCAUAUCACUUUGCAUACGGACAUACGGAUUACGGGUACCAAUUUAUUCAGAACGAAUAUUCAUCCAAGUGCCACCGAGUCGGAGAUUUUAUUACGCACAUCCAUAUUUUGACGCAAUGGCUGACACCGUAGGCAAAGUCAUUAAAUGCCGUGCUGCUGUAGCUUGGAAAGAGAAAGAGCCGCUCUCAAUCGAAGAGAUUGAAGUUGCACCUCCGAAAGCACAUGAAGUUCGCAUCAAAAUAAAAGCUACUGCACUUUGUCACACUGAUGCUUAUACCCUUGGAGGUUCAGAUCCUGAGGGCAUUUUCCCAAGCAUUCUUGGUCACGAAGGAAGUGGUGUUGUUGAAAGCGUUGGCGAGGGAGUAACUGAAUUUCAAAUUGGUGACCAUGUUGUACCUUUGUACAUUCCUCAAUGCGGUGACUGCAAGUUCUGCAAAUCCCCAAAAACAAACCUCUGCAGCAAAAUCCGUAAUACCCAGGGAAAAGGUGUGAUGCCUGAUGGAACAUCAAGAUUCACUUGUAAAGGGAAAACACUAGCUCAUUUUAUGGGCUGUUCAACAUUUUCUGAAUACACUGUUGUGGCGGACAUUUCACUAGCCAAGAUCGAUCCCACUGCUCCUUUUGAUAAAGUUUGUUUGUUGGGCUGUGGAGUUUCAACUGGCUAUGGAGCAGCUUUGAACACUGCUAAAGUCGAGUCUGGCAGUACAUGUGCUGUCUGGGGGCUUGGUGCUGUUGGUCUCGCAGUGGGUUUGGGUUGCAAGGCUGCUGGUGCAUCUCGCAUCAUUGGCAUUGAUCUCAAUCCUGCCAAAUUUGAGCAAGCGAAACAAUUCGGUUUCACUGAAUUCGUAAACCCUAAGGAACAGAAUCGUCCAAUUCAGGAGAUACUUAUCGAAAUGACGGACGGUGGUCUCGACUACACCUUCGAAUGCGUUGGAAAUGUCAAUACAAUGAGGGCCGCUUUGGAAUCUUGUCACAAAGGUUGGGGAACGUCCGUGAUAGUUGGCGUUGCUGCAGCCGGUCAAGAAAUCAGUACACGUCCGUUUCAAUUGGUGACCGGUCGUGUUUGGAAGGGCACAGCUUUUGGAGGAUGGAAAUCAAAGGAAAGUGUUCCAAAAUUGGUGAAGGCUUAUCAAAAUAAAGAAUUGAUGCUCGACGAAUUUGUUACGCACAAUAUGCCUUUCGACAAAAUUAACGACGGUUUCGAGCUGCUGCAUUCCGGCAAUUGCUUGAGAGCCGUUCUGCAUUACUGAAAAAAAAUCUUCAAUUUCUCAUCCAUCGAUCAUGGGCCCGAACAAUAACUUUUUUUCAAGCAUACUGCCUUGUAAAACUGAAAGAAUAUAAUAUUUUUAUGGCACACUA